GCGGAGCACCGCGCAACCGCUCAUGGCGCUAUAUAACGUGUGAAUGUGCGGCGGCGAGCGGCCACCUUUACGCCGCUCGUCCACGUCUAAGAAAGCCUAGCAACGAGACGGCAGACGAGCAACUAACCACGCAGGAAGGCAAGAAGAAGAACACGGUCAAUUCUUUGUGGUGGAACUAUUAGAAGAAAGUGCGUGACCAAGAAAUACCGAUGACAGGAGUCAGGAGCUCACUUACAUCACAUGGGGGAGGAGCUGGGUCGUGUUUGAGCCGCUAACCGAGCUCACAAAGUCGACAACAUGGAGCUUCACGACAAGGACGGUGUUUCUGGAGAGAUUCUGCCUGUGGUGAUUAUAGGUAACGGCCCCUCAGGGAUCUGCCUGUCAUACCUGCUGUCGGGCUACACCCCCUACCUGUCAUCGGGGGCCUCGCACCCCAACCCGCUGCUGCAUGACAAGCUGGCCAAGCAUCCCGGCCUGUCCCUGCUGGAGCGGGACCUGGAGUACCUGAGCGAGGGUCUGCAGGGACGCUCGUCCAAUCCGGUGGCCGUGCUCUUCGACUCGCUGCUGCUGCCCGACAGCGACUUCGGCAUGGACCACGUGUCCCCGCUGGAGUGGCGCUACGAGCCGGAGAGAGCCGUGCCGCACUUGGUGCUGGGCAAGGGGCCCCCGGGAGGAGCCUGGCAUACCAUGGAGGGCUCCAUGCUAACGCUAAGUCUCGCCAACUGGAUGGAGCUGCCUGGGCUCAAACUGAAGGACUGGAUGAAAGACAAGAGAAGAAACGUGCGCAACGACCGUGCCACGCCGGCUGAGAUCGCGUCCUACUACCAACACUAUGUGUCCCAAAUGGCGCUGGAGCACAAUUUUGCCUGCGGGACCACCGUCACCUCGGUCAGCAGGUGCCCCGCGGACCAGCGCGACCCCCUCGGCUGCUGGAGGAUCAAGGGACUGCAGUGCCCAGAGGGGGAGGAGCUUGCGGACGAUUCUUCCGUGGAGCGGGUGCCCUUCUCCCUGCUGGCCCGCAACGUGGUGUUGGCGACAGGCACGCACGACAUCCCCGCCCGCCUGGGUGUGGAGGGCGAGUCGCUGCCCUACGUGUGCCACUCCUUCUGGGAGCUGGAGGCCGCCAUCUCCCGCGGUGAGCUGGACGAGUCGUCGGACCCAGUGCUGGUGGUGGGCGCCGGGCUGACGGCCGCCGAUGCCGUGCUGGCGGCCCACCACCUCAACACACCCGUCUACCACGCCUUCCGCCGCGCCGUCACCGACCCGGGCCUCAUCUUCAACCAGCUCCCCAAGAUGCUCUACCCGGAGUACCACAAGGUUCACCAGAUGAUGACUCAGCAGCAGCACCAACCGGCAUCCCCUCUGGACUCAUCUUCCCUGUCUCCUCGCUUGUCCUCUUCCUCAUCGUACACCGGCUACCUCAGCUUCCCUCAACAUCGUGUGGUUUCCUUCCGGCCAGACCGCAAAUGUGUCCUGCAGUCAGACUCGGGCCAGCGUACCGUGGUCCAAGUAUCCAAGGCGCUGGUGCUGAUCGGCGCCCACCCUAACCUGUCUUUCCUGCCUGAGCAAGGCCGCCCUCUGGGACUGUGCCCGGACGAGGCCGUCACCUGCCGCAGGAACCCCAUCGACGUGGACCCCUUCACCAACCGCGUGCUGGCCGCCAAUGGGCCCGGCAUGUACGCCAUGGGCCCGCUGGUGGGCGAGAACUUUGUGCGCUUCCUUAAGGGCGGCGCCUUGGCCAUAGCCAGCGAUAUUGCCAAGGGGCGGAGGGGGGCCGUCGGCGGUGGGGCGUCGAGGACCUCGGACGGACUGGCUGACAAGUGGGUGGACAGGCAGGUGGCCACGCAGACCCUCACGGAAGUGGUGCGAUCGUAGCGAUGGCCUUUAUUGUUGUGCAAUUGGACUUCAAACUAAAUUUGCCUUUUAUCAAAGCAGUGGUUCUCAAACUGAGAUUCUCCGGGGGUCCGGCAAGCCGUAGCUGAAGCGUCAAUGUUAUUGAAGUGAGGCUAUUGCACUGUCUAACAGAAAUGUAGCGCUUCGCCGCAAUCUUGUGGCAUCUCAAGAAAUGUAUGAAUCUGUUUGGAGGCGUCACUCGUAAUCUUUCGCUAUUUGUGGCACGGUUCCUUCCCUCAUUCCAUAUGUUGUAGCAUUUCAUCCAAAUUGUUACAGUGUGCUGUAAUUGCCUACAGUUGCCAACGGAUGGCAGUGAAGCUCCUCGAUCCAAAAGUGGCAAAAGAGAUCAUAACUCUGGAUGAAAUGGCGAAAAGGCUGGCAGGCCUAUAAAAUAAUUGGAAUGACUAAUUAAUAAAAGAAUAUAGCUGUUAUUCCUACCUAUCUACCUUAAUUUUGCACGUUUUUAUAAAGGAAUGUAAUAUUUUGAGAAUAAAAUUGUCCUUUUGAAAUUCACUUAAAAUAAGGCUACUCUCUUUAGGUAAACAUUAAAAAAAAAAAAAAAUUAUUCUCAUUUAAUUACAGCGGUUUGCAACAAAAGAUGUAGUUGUAUUCUUAUAAAUCUCAUUUUUUUGUGAUUUCUUUUUGCAAUUUCUAUCAGUUUUGUGUUGUUGCUGCCUUUAAUUGGAUGUGAACCCAAAAGGUUCAGGUGCUGUUCACCUUUUUUGUCCUGUCCCCCCCCCGCACAGCUAAAGUGACCUCACUGUGGGCGUCAGGGACCAAUGAGUACCACUUUAAGAACCACUCUUCCUUCCUUCUACAACUGGGUCGCAUGACCAAAACAAGUCAGUCCAAAUUGGAACUGGGAGUUUCUUCUUUCGUAAUACCUGUUUAAUUGUGUUGUCAUCGUUUUGAUAAGAUAUGAUAUGCUUGGUGUCUGGAUUCUUCCUUACAAGACCAAAGCCAUGAUUGGACACACUGUCAAGACUCCCUUUCUGUAACAUGUUUACUGUAUUCAUGGAGUCAUUUACAUCAUUGAAAAUAUACAAUGUUGAUAAAAACUUUAAUAUUUUUUUUGCUGUCCGCCUUGCUUCCUUCCUGCAGUUUUUUGUAAUUCUUGCAUUUUUACUUUCAUCCUUUCUUUGAUUAAAUCCCCCCAUUCUCUCCUCUCUUUUCUACUAUUUUAGUUUUUAUUCCUGGCCUUCCUCCCUGUUUUCUUUCUUUUCCUUCCCUUUGGACUACUUUCGGCCGGGGAGGUGGUUAGGUGGUACCCAUGCUGACAGCGGCUAUCUGGAUUCUCGUGGCCAAUUCAGGAUAGGGGAACUGCAGCUCAACCUCCUCGAAGAGCACUGCCAGGACAAUUGAGGGCUCCUUUCGGCAGCCCUCUGCUGUGACAUGGACAUCCACUUUUUAUUUAAUUGAUUUUCAUGUUGUAUCAUUUGUGCCCUCUCUGCAUCCAUUUCAACCUGGUGAUCCUGAAAGGGGGAUCCUUCCAUCUGUGGUCCCUUCUCAAGGUUUCUCAUUUUCCCCCUGCUAGGGGUUUUUAAGUUUUUCCUUGCCCUUUUGGGAGCUUAAGAUCAGGGGAUGCUUUGAGAAUAAUUGUCAAUUUCUGUCUAUGUGAAGCCCUUUGAGACUGCUUGUGAUUUAGGGCUAUACAAAUAAACUUGACUUGACUUGACUUGACUUUCACAUUCAUGCUUCCUUUCCCUAAAAAAACACUUUUCUGACUUUCUUCCCGCGACUUGCUUUGUGCUUGACUCAAAGUGUUUGCAAUUAAUGUAAAAGCAAUAAUUUAUAUAGUUUGGAAUAUGCACAAGACAAUGUGAUGCUUGUAACCGCAUAUAAACAUGUUUGUAUUCAAUCAAAUUGUGGAUAUUAAAAGCACUAAUAUGCAAACAUA
Molecule: messenger RNA, 3790 nt
Organism: Syngnathus typhle (broad-nosed pipefish)
Lineage: Eukaryota; Metazoa; Chordata; Actinopteri; Syngnathiformes; Syngnathidae
Gene: osgn1
Product: oxidative stress induced growth inhibitor 1
Exons: 8
Coding region: 298-1875 (525 amino acids)
Source: RefSeq, a predicted model, not a curated record